Molecule: messenger RNA, 633 nt
Organism: Lottia gigantea (owl limpet)
Lineage: Eukaryota; Metazoa; Mollusca; Gastropoda; Lottiidae
Exons: 2
Coding region: 1-633 (210 amino acids)
Source: RefSeq, a predicted model, not a curated record
AUGCACAUUGGUAGAGUAACCAGCUCAUUGUUUGGGGAUGUAAUGUCUUCAGGUCCAAGUCCAACAUCUUUGAUAAAACAGAUAGUUGAGGGGUCAAAUCUUGAAAAGUACACAAACCUGCCUGCAGCUGUGCAGUGGGGAAUUGACAAGGAAGGUCAAGCCAGAGAGCAGUACAAGAAGAUUAAGAAAGCCAUUCAUAAAGUCUUUGAAAUCCAACCAACUGGUCUGACUCUGUGUGGAAGCCAUGCCUUUCUAGGGGCGUCCAGUGAUGGCAAAGUAACUGAAGGGGAUAAUGUAGGUGUACUGGAAAUUAAAUGUCCAUAUUCUUUAAAGGGUACUCUAAUCAAUAAAAAAGAGAUUCCAGAGAUAAUGACCAUGGGAGACAAAGCUUUCUGUCUUGAAAAUACAAACACAGGGCAAAGACUUAGACAUUCCCAUAAAUAUUAUGCUCAGGUACAGGGAGAAAUGGCAAUAAUGGGUUUACCAUGGUGUGAUUUUGUAGUCUGGACAGAGGCAGAAAAAAACAACAUAUGCAUUGAAAGGAUAAACUUUGAUGCCAGCUAUGUCACUAAAAUGAUGCCUAAACUACUUGCAUUUUACAUGGAGCAUAUUUACCCUUUUUAUUACAAGUAA